Messenger RNA from Lynx canadensis (Canada lynx), 1965 nucleotides. It is a transcript of the gene CD19, whose product is annotated as CD19 molecule. Gene Ontology annotation, cellular component: external side of plasma membrane. NCBI's taxonomy places the organism in Eukaryota, Metazoa, Chordata, Mammalia, Carnivora, Felidae. The coding region runs from base 42 to 1739 and encodes 565 amino acids. The transcript has 15 exons. The record is from RefSeq and is a predicted model, not a curated record. Gene Ontology annotation, biological process: regulation of B cell activation; B cell proliferation involved in immune response; B cell receptor signaling pathway.
ACCGCGCGGCCAAGCUGGGUGCCCCGGGGAGUCUGGCCGCCAUGCCACCUCCUCUUCUCCUCUUCUUCCUCCUCUUCCUCACCCCUGAGGGAGUCAGGCCCCAGAAAACACUGCUGGUGGAGGCUAAAGAGGGAGACAAAGCUGAGCUGCCAUGCCUCAAAGGUCCCUCAGAUGGUCCCCCUGAGCAGCAGGCCUGGUUUCAGGGGGCUCAGUCAGAGCUGGACCCAGGUUCACAAGGCCUGGGCAUCCAGAAGGGGCCCCUGGGCCUCCAGCUCCUCAUCUUCAACGUCUCUGACCAGAUGGGGGGCUUCUACGUGUGCCAGCUGGGGCCCCCUUCUGAGCAGGCCUGGCAGUCUGGCUGGACAGUCAGCGUGGAGGGCAGCGGGGAGCUGUUCCGCUGGAAUGCUUCAUACCUAAAUGACCCAGGCUGUGGCCUGGGGAACAGGUCCUCAGAGGGCCCCAAGCCCCCUUCUGGUUACCCCACAAGCUCCCAGCUGUACGUGUGGGCCAAAGGCCACCCUGAGAUCUGGGAGACAGACCCUGAAUGUGCCUCGCCCAGCGGCGGUCUGAACCAGAGCUUCAACCAAGCCUUGGCUCUCCCUGCCCCAGACGUCACCGUGGCCCCUGGCUCCACAUUCUGGCUGCCCUGUGAGGUGCCCCCUGCCUCCGUGGCCAGAGGCCCCGUCUCCUGGACCCUCGUGCGCCCCAAGAAGCAUAACAUCUCAUUGCUGCACUUAAACCUGAGGGAGGAUGCCCCGGUCAGAGAGAUGUGGGUCCUAGACACCCUCAGGGGAGGGGCUGUUCUGUUGCUGCCCCAGGCGACCGCUCAAGAUGCUGGCACCUAUCAUUGUUACCAUGGCAACAUGACCAUCGAGAUGCAGCUGAAGGUCACUGCCCAGUCAGUAAGACACUGGCUGCUGGAGGCUGGUGGCUGGAAAGUCCCCGUUGUGCCAUUACUUUAUCUGAUCAUCUGCCUGGGUUCCCUGGUGAGCUUUGUUCAUCUUCGAAGAGCCCUGAUCCUCAGGAAGAAAAGAAAGCGAAUGACCGAUCCCACCAGAAGGUUCUUCAAAGUGACGCCUUCCCCGGGAAGCGGGGCCCAGAAUCAGUACGGGAACGUGCUCUCCCUUCCCACGCCCACCUCUGGGACGGGACGCGCCCUAAGGUGGGCUGCAGGCCUGGGGGCCGCCGUCCAGUCGUACGGAAACCCGCGCAGCGACGUACAGGAGGUCGGAGCCGCGGGGCCCCGGAGCCCGCCACCGGCAGGCCCAGAAGAAGAGGAAGGGGAAGCCUAUGAGGAGCCGGACAGUGAGGAGGGCUCCGAGUUCUACGAGAAUGACUCCAACCUCGGGCAGGACCAACUCUCCCAGGAUGGCAGCGGCUAUGAGAACCCUGAGGACGACGCCUUGGGUCCCGGGGAUGAAGACUCCUUCUCCAGCGCAGCCGAGUCUUAUGAGAAUGAGGAUGAAGAGCUGGCCCAGCCAGUCGCCAGGACAGCAGACUUCCUGAGCCCCCAUGGGUCUGCCUGGGAUCCCAGCAGGGAGGCAACCUCUCUUGGGUCCCAGUCCUACGAGGAUAUGAGAGGGAUCCUGUAUGCAGCCCCCCAGCUCCGCUCCCUUCGGGCCCAGCCGGGUCCUAAUCAUGAGGAAGAUGCAGACUCUUAUGAGAACAUGGACAAUCCCAAUGGGCCAGAACCAGCAUGGGGAGGAGGGGGCCGCAUGGGCACCUGGAGCACUAGGUGAUUCCUUCCAGCCUGGGCCUCCUUAGGCCCCCGAGAUCCACACUGGAUUCUGAAAUCUGGGACCCCAAGCAGACAGUGUCGACUUCUGGAGCAGCGUUGACUCGGAUGUGUAUAUCUGUGUGUGUGAGCGUGCACGCGCGCGCGCGUGUGUGUGUGUGUGUGUGUGUGUACCAAUGAAACUUUGGCUCCCUUUACUUACUCCAAAUAAAUUCAGUGACUUCUUCUAA